ACUUUACACUUGGCACAAUGCAGUCAGGCAAGCACCAUUCUCCAGAGUCCAGUGGUGGUGUGCUUUACAUCACUGCAUCUGACGCUUUGCAUUGCACUUGGUGAUGUAAGGCUUGGAUGCAGCUGCUUGGCCAUGGAAACCCAUUCCAUGAAGCUCUCUACACGCGGUUGUUGUGCUAAUCUAAAGGCCACACGAAGUUUGGGGGUCUUCAGCUAUUGAUUCUGCAGACAGUUGGUGAAUUCUGCGCACGGUGCGCUUCAGCAUGCGCUGACCCCACUCUGUCAUUUUAUGUGGCCUACCACUUCGUGGCUGAGUAGCUGCUGUUCCCAGUUGCUUUCACUUUGUUAUAAUACCACUAACAGUUGACAUUGGAAUAUUUAAUAGCAACAAAAUUUCAUGGAUGGACUUAUUGCACAGGUGGCAAUCUAUCACAGUACCACGAUUGAAUACACUGAGCUCCUGAAAGUGACCCAUUCUUUCACAAAUGUUUGUAGAAGCAGUCUGCAUGCCUAGGUGCUUGAU
Messenger RNA from Staurois parvus, 522 nucleotides. The record is from the annotation of a GenBank genome assembly. NCBI's taxonomy places the organism in Eukaryota, Metazoa, Chordata, Amphibia, Anura, Ranidae.